Molecule: messenger RNA, 1924 nt
Organism: Spirodela intermedia
Lineage: Eukaryota; Viridiplantae; Streptophyta; Magnoliopsida; Alismatales; Araceae
Source: the annotation of a GenBank genome assembly
AUGAGGUGUAACGCCUGCUGGCGCGAAUUGGAAGGAAGGGCCAUAUCAACAACAUGUGGUCAUCUCUUGUGUAUCCUGAUGGCAAGUGCAUUUGAACUGCUGUUGAGAACCUGCUUUUUUCUAACCGUGAUUCUGUUAGCUUUCACGUCUCAAACUGGAGGUUUAUCCGCUUCAAUUUAUAACCUUGACACAUUUCUCAAAAAGGCACGGAAGAUGCAGGAAAGAUUCUAAGCAAUGAUGCCGCUUGCCCUAUAUGUGAUCAAGUGCUCUCUAAAAGGUCAGCAGUUUUACAUACUUUUGAUUAUACGCUGGAGCUAUUUAUUUUGUGAGAAAAAAUUAUCCCCUGUAAUUAAGGCAAAAUGUGAAACGUGCAUAUACGUCCUAAAAAUUACUGUGUUUUUUUCAUUGUUAUGGGAUAUUUCAUGAUGCAUUUAUAUGCAAUUACCUUUUUUUAUAGCCUCAUGAAACCAGUGGAUAUAAAUCCCGGCGAUGAGUGGAUAAAUGUAAGGAUAUUCCACUUGCUGUAUCGUGCACAUUUACUUCUUAGUUAAAGUCCAAUAUUCUAUUUUAUUUUAUGCUGCAGAUGGCAAUGGCGGGAGUUUCUCCCCAGAUAUGUAUCCUUUGUCUUGGAUGAUCUCUUUUUAUAUAUAUGAAACCUACAGUACUAUUACUUGUGAUGAGGCUUUCAGUUCAACAUUUCUCAGGAGAAAAACAACAAGAUGAGGAUCACGAAACAGAAAGAUUUGUCAAAAUUCAACUAAUAUUGCAAUUAAAUAUGUGUUCUCCUUAUUAAAAACUAGUGAUGAAAAGUGCCUACAAGAGUGUGAUGUUCUUCACUGGGCAAAAGGAGCUCGAGAUGCAAUACAAAAUGAAUAAAAUUGUUGGACAGUGUCGGGAGAAGUGUGAGCUCUUGCAAGAAAAAUUUAGUGAGAAACUGGAGCAAGUGCACAUGGCAUAUCAGAAAAUGACCAAGAGGUGCCAGAUGUUGGAGCAAGAGAUGGAGAGUUUGUCCAAGGAUAAGCAAGAACUCCAAGAAAAGUUUGCGGAGAAGUCGAGGUCAGUUCUCCGCAGUUUCAAGAGUAUUUUUUUUAAAAUCAGCUACCUAUGCUAUUGGGGAUUCCUCUGAUCUUUAUCUUAUGAUACCAGACAGAAAAGAAAGCUUGAUGAGAUGUACGAUCAACUAAGAAAUGAGUACGAAUUGCUCAAAAGAUCGGCAAUUCAACCUGCCGGCAGCUUCUUCCAUAGAGCUGAACCCGACUUCUUCUCUAGCCCCGCCAACGUUAAGGAUAAUCGCCAGUCCAUAAGACAAGGUAAUGACAUAACAGCAUCCAUAUUGAACCAAAACCGUAACUACCUCAUGACGAUCCUCUCAUUCUCCAGAAAUUUUUCCUCUGUACAUUUUAAGUAAAGUAUUGCCUUAAAUGCCACACAUUGCUCUCGAAUGCUUUGCCAUUAUCACCUACUUAUUUGCUUAGGGUCAUUAAUCAUCAUAACUUUGUGUAAGCUUUUACCCGUAAGAUCCCCAAGAGGGCCAGAUGAUUUACUUGUCGCAGAUCGUUCGGUUUUCAUUCCUUACACCCCAGGGCAGAGAGAAGACAUGUGGCCUCCACCUAGACAGAAGGCAUCCAACUCGGGUCCGUUCGAUCUUUCUGGAGGCUCGCCGGCGAAGCCCGCGCCGGGUCCUCGUGAUGCAGCGAGUAGACCUUCCCGGUCCAUUUUCGGAACUGGCGUCAGCAACCCCUCUGCCACUCUGCGUAAUCUCAUUAUUUCACCAAUGAAGCGACCUCAGCUCUCUCGCAGCCGCCCUCACAUUUUCACGUAGCUAUCUUUCCCCGUUGGCCGUUUCUCUUUCAGCCCUUUCAAAAAAAGGAAACAAUUUCCUCCAACCCUGACCGUUGAUCGCGAUGCUUUUUUCAGGUUGUAG